CUGAUCUACUCCAUUCCUGUUUGAUCAACUCCAAAAGCGAAUAUGUCGGGGAAAGACAGGCUACCAAUUUUUCCCUCUCGGGGAGCACAAAUGUUGAUGAAGUCCCGUCUUGCGGGAGCAACAAAAGGUCAUGGGCUGCUUAAAAAGAAGGCUGACGCUCUCCAGAUGCGUUUCCGUAUGAUUCUGGGGAAAAUCAUUGAAACAAAAACACUGAUGGGUGAAGUGAUGAAAGAGGCUGCCUUCUCGCUGGCAGAGGCGAAAUUCGCGACAGGUGAUUUCAAUCAAGUUGUUCUCCAGAAUGUCACUAAAGCGCAGAUUAAAAUCCGUUCGAAGAAGGACAAUGUCGCUGGAGUGAAUCUCCCAGUGUUCGAGUCUUAUCAGGACGGUACGGAUACUUACGAGCUAGCUGGUCUGGCCAGAGGUGGACAGCAGUUGGCGAAGCUCAAGAAGAACUACCAGAAGGGUGUGAAACUCCUGGUUGUCCUGGCCUCUCUUCAGACGAGCUUCGUCACUCUUGAUGAAGUCAUAAAAAUCACGAAUCGUCGUGUCAAUGCCAUUGAGCAUGUCAUCAUUCCCAGAAUUGAGAGGACACUCGCUUACAUAAUUUCGGAGUUGGAUGAGCUUGAGAGGGAAGAAUUUUAUCGACUCAAGAAGAUUCAGGACAAGAAGAAAGUGAUCAAGGCCAAGGCUGAAGCCCAUCGACUAGAGCUGAUCGCAGCUGGCAGAGAAGUCGACCCUGGCAGUAUGCUUGAAGAGGCGGACGACGAUUUGCUCUUUUAAUAAUGAAACUGUGUAAAUAUCUGCCGCGCACAUUUCGGUGGCAAAAUUUCACUACCAUUUGAGAGUCUCUAAUUGAGGAGGCAUAGAGCUCCCAAUGCCUCCUCCUUUACAGACUCAUUCCAAGCCUAAAUGACACAGGUCAUAAGAAAAUAAUAAGAGAAUAUAAAAUUAUUGUACAAAGUCGUUGCGAAGUACUGUUCAUCGUUUUUCUUCAACUUGGAACGAAGAAAUAUCUGUGGGGAAUCUGCAGCUCCUUCCGCUGUCAUCGAUAACUCGUUUAAUCUUGUACAUGUCGCGGAAUGUAUAUAUCAAUAAUUAAUAUUAGACUCCUAUACGUUUUAAUUUGAGAAGAAAUAUGAAAAUUGCGAUUAUAAGAGAUUGAGAGAUUGAUGAUCUUACAGAAAUAACUUUAAUUUUAAUUGUUUUCGAAUGCAAAUCCAUAUUUCUUUUUAAUAACAAAUGAACGAAAAGUAUUCUCAGAUCAUCCGAUUUGUCCGUCACUCCACAGCUUGCAAUUAUAGUGUAAGAAUGUUGAUUUUUCAGAAUCACAUGUUAUAAAAUUAAUUCACUGGCUAUCAAUAAAUGAAUGAAUAUCUGGAAUUGUUUGGAA
This is a messenger RNA of Diachasma alloeum, 1390 nucleotides long. RefSeq names its product V-type proton ATPase subunit D (gene Vha36-1). The record is from RefSeq and is a predicted model, not a curated record. NCBI's taxonomy places the organism in Eukaryota, Metazoa, Arthropoda, Insecta, Hymenoptera, Braconidae. Gene Ontology annotation, cellular component: proton-transporting V-type ATPase complex. Bases 43 to 780 code for a protein of 245 amino acids. The transcript has 4 exons. Gene Ontology annotation, molecular function: proton-transporting ATPase activity, rotational mechanism.